This is a messenger RNA of Funneliformis geosporum, 4041 nucleotides long. Lineage: Eukaryota; Fungi; Glomeromycota; Glomeromycetes; Glomerales; Glomeraceae. The record is from the annotation of a GenBank genome assembly.
AUGGUGUUCCAGAAAUCCAAAAGACCAAAAUUCAUACGUACUGUCGGUGAAAGAAGUAGUGUAUUUACUAGAAAUUAUGACAAUUACAAUGGAAAUCAAUACGUUGACAUAAGUCCAAAUGGUAAUCGGAUAGUAACGUUAGACACCACAUCUUGUCAAUUAAAAUUAUAUAAGCAUGAAGAUCUAACAAACGCACAUAAAGUAAUAAAUUAUAAUAAUCGAAAUAUCAAUAUCCCAUUUGGAAAAAAAAGUUGGAGCUUGUCCGUUUCCAAUGAAUUUACUGUGGCCGAUGGAACUGUCGAAACAUUAAUAGCCGUAUCAUGUUUUGGUGAUAAUGAUAUGAAAAUAAAAAAGCUUAAGUUAGAAACACGUCACGAAUUUUCUUCAGUUGAAGAAGCUGGUUUGAACGUAAAUAACCAAGAUAAAUCUUCUACAUUCAUUAUUUCUACCUCACAGAAUUUGAAAAUCUUCACCCCAAUUGAUAAUAAGGGUGGUAUAAUUAAGUUUUUAGAUAAUAAAGUUGAUGAUGAUAUAAUCGAAAUAGUUCUUCUCAACGCGCUCGGAAUUACUAAAGCUUUCAUAAAACUUAAUACGAUUGGAAGUGUAAGCGAUAUUAAGAGAGGUCGUUGGUCCAACCUUUUAUAUCAAGAUAAAUCAGUUGAAAAAUUUUAUUUUCCAAGAAGUUUUUUUAAGGAAUUAAAAAGAUUACCGGAAAAUGAAUCUUGUGCUUAUUUCAUUCGUCAAAGUUUGGUAAAAGACCGAUUUGUUAUAGAUAGUUAUAAAGAUAAGGUACAAUCCAUUGAAACAUUUAAUUUAAAAACGAAUAAGCUGGAAAAUUUCUUUCAAAAACGUGAAGAAACCGUUGCUACAAUUAUAGGCAAAGGUAGUCCUUAUUUUACGAUUUCAAAAAAUGAAACCUUAUUAGCUUAUUGUCGUGGUACAAACAGUAUUACAAUUUUUUUAAUGGAAAAUGGUUUGGAGGUUACCACAAAACAAUUCAAAGAAAAGGAUGUUAUAAGAAUUACCUUUUUUGAUUUCGUUGAAAAUGAUAGUAAAUUAUUGAUUGUUAUUGAGGAAGAAAGAAAUCACAACGAAAUUUGGGAAACUGAAAUUGUACCUGUUAUCGUAAUUUGGGAUCUAUUUAGUAGCUCUAAUGAUUGUGUUAGAAAAAUUGAUGAUACAUCCUCAUUAUUCUCCUUAGAAAACGAUUGUCCUCAAAGAGUGGCUACCGUUUCCGGAAAAUUCAUAAGAAUCAAUGAAGAUGGAAUGAUCUUUUCGGCAUUUGAAAAUACAAAUAUAGUUAAUUUAUUGAAUCCUAAUAAUAUUAAUACGAGAAAUGUAAUUAACUUAACUUCACCUGAAAAAUCUAAUAUCAUUACUGGCACUUCUUCAUCAACGGACAUCACAUCUCCUUCCUUAACAGAUUAUCAUUUAAUUUAUGAUCUUCUUGGAAAUCGUAUAGAACAUGAAAUUUAUAAAAUGAUCGUUGACGAUCCUGAACCUUGGGUACAAAACAAGUAUUACCAUCGUAUCUCGAUUUAUCUUGAUUCGAGUAAAACUACUCAGUUAAUUGUUGGAGAAUCCACCGUUCAAGUUUGGCGCAAAAAGAAAGAGCUUGCCACUGAUACUUCAUCUAAAAGAAUUCUAGAGUAUAUUUGGACAAACCCUUUUAACGAAAUGCAUAGACAGAUGCAAAUUCAAUCUUUGGAAGUUGCUUAUAGGGAAUUCUCUUUAAUAGUAUUUAUUCCUUCCGGAGUUUCUCCUAAUCAACCUGGACAACAAGUUAUAAUUGAAUGGCCUGAUAAAGUUAAUGUUCCGGUAGACGUAUGCAAAGCAUUGAAAUUUCUUGAUCAGCAAAGUAAUACACUUUCAGGUCCAAAGAAACAACAUAUUUUUGAAAAUAUGGUGCAACAAACUGAAAAUAUCAUCAAGAAAUAUUUAGUCGGAAAUAGUGGAUUAUGGAGAAUGUUGGAUAUUCGUUAUGAGAUUAUGGCCCAUCUUAUUCGAGGUAAUCGUGUUUCCAUUAUCAGAGAUAUUUUAUCUUUUGAAACUAAAAAUGGAAAGAAUAAACAUUUACAUAUUCCAAGACUUUAUUCCUGGAAUGGGCAAGCCAAAGAGACAGAUCUUGAAAUUGCUAUCAAGUACACGCAGGGAGGUUAUCGUAAAGAUACGGUUAUUGUGAAAUAUUUAUUAGAUUAUUAUUCCGAUAAUGCCACAAAAAAUUCGAAUUGGAUGUUUACAGUAUCCAAAGCAAUUCCCCUUCUUUAUGAAUAUAGAUUAGAAUAUUAUGUUAAGGAAUUAUUUCAGAAGCCUUGCUUUGGAUCUAACGAAAUUUACUUGGAUAGAACGGAUAUUAAUAUUGAAGAUAUAAUUAGCAGUGAUCACAAGAAUGUCCAUGCUAUAAAUAUAGAUACAAGUCUCACCAAGAGAAAUGAAGAUAAUCAAGUUUACAUGGUUCCGCUCCCAGAUUUUACUGUAUAUCCUGAUGGGAUCCAUGAUAAACAAAGAGGAUUCUGGUCACUUCCUAUUGUCCUCUUAACAUUAUUGUUUUGGCCACGUAAUCAUAUAAUAGAAGAAGAAGAUAAAUUGAGUCCAUUUUUGCGAAUGAUAAGGAAUGAUUACACCACGGACGUUUAUGAUAAUCCGUCAAUAGCCGCAGUAAUUGAUUUCAAAUGGAACGCGGCAAGAACAUAUUUCGUAAGACAAGCAUUGACUUAUCUUGUAUUUGGAAUAACAUAUACUGUUUUAACAAAUUCGAUUGAUGGAAUUGGCAAGCCUGAAGGAUCUAAAUCUGUCCUUGUUCUUGUAGUUAUAUUUUAUUGGUUAGGAUUUUAUUUAUUGAACACCGAAAGAGUUCAAUUAAAAUAUGUAGGGUGGAGAAGAUAUUUUAGCGUUUACAAUUUUUUUGAUUUAUUUUCGGUCAUAUUGCCAUUCACGGUAGCUUCUAUACAAGUUUAUUAUGGUAUCUCAGCUUAUAUCAGAACCGAAGCUCAUUCCAUGUCUAGUUAUUUUAAUCUGGAUGAUAAAGUUUUCACAAUUUUUAAUUCAUUUACGAUUCUAACAAUGUGGAUAGAAAUUUUUUUGUUAUUACGAUACUUUGAGAAAACUGGAGCUUACAUAUAUAUUGUUAUGAAUAUCUUACAAAACAUAACAUCCUUCUUGAUCUUUAUCUUGUUGGUCAUCCUCGGAUUUGGUCAUACUAUGUUUGUUUUACUUAACAAUACAGAUCGAAUCGGCAUCACACCUAACGGUAACUCCUUCAAAUUCUAUGAUGAAAAUGGAGAUCUUGAACCGGGAUAUUCUAAUUUGGUGAUAAAUCAAGAAUUUGACGUGACUAGUACAUCAGAUAAUUAUUUCACCAAUUUUUUCAAGUCCAUCGAAUCAGUUUACUUUUGGACUAGCGGUCGUUGGGAUCAAUUAGAUCAAUGGAAUUUCUGGCCAGUAGAUGUUUUUUCUAUCAUUGCUAGUAUCCUUCUUGUUACGAUUUUACAAAAUAUGUUGAUUGCAAUCAUGGCUGGAGCGUACGAUCAGGCAAAAGAAAUUAGUAAGCAUGCAGUGCUGAAAUACCGAGCGGAAUUGAUCGCAGAUUAUGAAACAUUUGAUAAACCAUUGGGAAAUAGAAAAGGGGAUCCUCGAUAUAUUUUUUACAUUGGAAAAACCGCUUAUAUUGAGAAAUGGAUAGAAAGAUCCGAACAAUAUAGAGAAAGUUAUAGGAAUUUCUUGGAAGAAAUCGAUGGUGGUAAUCCAUGGUCCUAUGAAGAUAACGAUGAUCUAGAUCGUUUUCAAACGCGUCAUCAACAUUCUAAUUCUUAUAACUAUUCCUUUAGUAUACAUGAUGAAGAUCUUAAUUCCCAAGAACAUAUCGUUCCAUUAUGUUUAUAUUGGUUUGUGGAUGAAGAUGAUGAUGAGAUAUUAUUGAAACAACCAGAUGUUAAAAUGUUAUAUUGUAAAAUUCAGUCCAUGGAACAAGAUGUGUCUGAAAAGUUACGUUUAAUAGAAGAAAAUGUUAAAAAAUUAAGUUCAUUGCAAAAUGAAAAAUAA